Messenger RNA from Drosophila guanche, 2639 nucleotides. It is a transcript of the gene Sox15, whose product is annotated as putative transcription factor SOX-15. Gene Ontology annotation, molecular function: DNA-binding transcription factor activity, RNA polymerase II-specific; RNA polymerase II cis-regulatory region sequence-specific DNA binding. Bases 51 to 2468 code for a protein of 805 amino acids. Gene Ontology annotation, biological process: regulation of DNA-templated transcription; cell differentiation; anatomical structure morphogenesis. The record is from RefSeq and is a predicted model, not a curated record. NCBI's taxonomy places the organism in Eukaryota, Metazoa, Arthropoda, Insecta, Diptera, Drosophilidae. The transcript is spliced from 3 exons.
ACCGUCGUCGUAGUCGUCGUCGCCGUUGCUGUUGCUGUUGCCGUAUAAAAAUGGAACCCUCAUAUGAUCACGAACAUCCACAUCAUCUGCUAACAAAUUACAACUCGAAAAAGUAUCCACACAUCUCGCGUACGCCGGAGUAUAGCCACUCGACGGGCAGCGAUUACCCGGAGCAUGGAGGCUACUUGACCACAGAUGGCCGGUUGAUGCACGAUGGUUCGGCCGGCGAGUCGGGCCUUUAUCAUGUGCGCCAGGGCAGUGAACACUCCUCGCCCAGCCUGCACUCCCCAGCCAUACAGAGCGCCGGCUACGAGAAUGAGCACUCGAUGAACGAGGCGGUGCACUCGGUGCACAGCCAUUCCCCGAUGCCCAUGGUGUCGAGUGGGUAUGUGGGCGGAGGAGGAGGCAGUGCGUCCGGGUCGCUCAUUAGCAGCAACAUACCGCUGCUGGGUGGCGGCGGCUGCUCCUCCUCGGUGCUGAACAAGUUUCUGUCGCAUUCGCAUCCGGGCAUGGUGAGUGGCGGCUCCAUGGAGGAGUGCGCCUCCCAUUCGCCCAUCGAGACGGCGUCCAUGUGGAGCUACGACUACAAGGGCGACCUGUGUGCCCCCAACUGUGGCUACCUGGAGCGGCACAAGCCCAUGGCCACCGACCUCAAGUACAGGCCCGGCGCAACCCAGUCAAAAAGUGCCAAAGAGUCGCGCAUCCGCCGGCCAAUGAACGCGUUCAUGGUGUGGGCCAAGAUCGAGCGCAAGAAGCUGGCCGACGAGAAUCCCGACCUCCAUAACGCGGACCUCAGCAAGAUGUUGGGCAAGAAGUGGCGCUCGUUGACGCCACAGGACCGCAGGCCGUAUGUUGAGGAGGCUGAGCGCCUGCGUGUGAUCCACAUGACGGAGCAUCCAAACUACAAGUACAGGCCGAGGCGCCGCAAGCAGUCGAAGCUGCGCACCAUGCAGCCGGGCGGCAAGGAUCAGGCAGAGAACUCACCUGCCGUCGGGGCAGGAGCAGGCAAGGCCACACCGAAGUUGUCCACUCCGCCGCUGUCCACGGCCACCGCCUCCUCCAGCUACACCACGCCCACCGACGACAGCAGAUGCUCCUCCACGCCCCAGAAUCCCAACCAGAACCAGAACCAGUACGAGCAGCCACUAAAGCCCACAUAUUCGCCGAGCUCUGUGGACUGCUACAGCAAUGCGGACAGCACCGAGCAGAUCGAGUCGCUGGCCGCCAAUUGCCCACCCGCCCUGCUGUCUGAGUCCUCGCCCACGGGUGGCGGUGGCGGUGGUGGUGGUGGCAGCUACGACAGCUCCCUGCUGCUCAAGAAGCUAACGAAGCCGCCGACCAGUCGAGCCGCAAAGGCGCGACAGGAUAAGCUCUCCAAGGCGGAGGACAAGAGCAAGGCACAGGCGCAGGCACAGGCACAGCAGGGACUGUACGCCGCCUCCUAUCCGCUGGCACCCACAUCGGUGGCAGUGGUGGCCGCCCGAGGCAUGUACGUGACGUGCAACAAUCGCGGCCUGCUCGACCACGGGCACUCCGUGAAGGGCACCUUCUAUCCGCCAGUGUCUGCCUCGGAGGACGAUGGCAGCACGAUGCGCGGCAGCGUUGGCAGUGUGCUGCAGCAGCACUGCAACUUGGGCACGUCCACGGCUACGUCCUCCGCCUCCUCUGUGCCCGUGUCCGUCUCCGCCAGCGAGAUGAGCGGCUACACGGUGUCCAUGGCGGACAACUGCAGCAGCCUGCUGGGCGCCAAUGAAUAUCUAUCGAAUCAUCAUCCCCACUCGAAUCCCAGCGCCAAUGCCUACGGCAUGCAGUACGAGGACUUUCUGCGCUAUCAGAGCAACGAUCUGGACUACAGCGCCGCCGAGCAGCACAAGGACAAUGCCUCGGACGGCUCCGCCUCCCAGAAGUGCCUCAAGUACCCGGACACGAACCAGAACUACGACGACUACGAGGCGGAGGCCUACAACAAUGCCAUGCUGCUGUCGGCACCCGGAUCCGCCGGAGCGAGCUACUACACCCAGCUUCCAUACGCUCCCACCGGUCUGGCUGCCUUUCCGCUGCAGCUGGCAGUGCCCUUCCAGCAGACGGCAGCUGGGCCCUAUGGUGCGCAGCCCAUGCAGAGCAGUUACCUGCACUACGGCAACUAUGGGGGCUACGAGGGCAUGGCUCAGACACAGACACAUCCGCAGCAGCAGCAGCAGCAGCAACAGCAGCAGCAGGCCACGCAUCAGACACCGCCAGCGCCUUCUGUGUCAGCGCCGCCUGCCCAGACAGUGACCUCGAACCCAGCAGCCAUGCAACAGCAUCCGCAUCCGCAUCCACAUCCGCAUCAUCAUCACUUUGGACCCGGACCAGGGGGCAUGGUGGGUGUGGGAGUCGGGGAGAUGCUCUUCGAGCAGCAGCAGCGGAAGGACGACGAGAUUAGCAACAUUCUGGCCGGAGUGCGCAAAACCUGCUACAGCAAUUGAUUCAGCAACGGCAGCAGCAGCGUGUGUGUAUGUAAUUUUUGAUAACUAGAGAUUAGUGAGUGGUUUAGGUUGUCCCCGAACCCUUUUUGAGCUUCCUUUUCCCCAACUCCCUUAAAGAUUAUAAUCCAAUCCACAUAAAUUGUACAAUUUCUAGAAUUUUUAUAAAACAAA